CUGGAAGCGAUGAAUAGAAUGACCAAGAAUGAGCAGACAGAGACUGAGGAGCUUAGGGUGCAAAGCAAGGAAAAACAAAAUACAGAAGAAGGUGAUGAAAAUGUAGAAGGAGAAAAAAGGAAUGAUGAAGAUCAAACUGCAUGUGCAGAAGAUGAUGAUCCAGUGAUCAGUAGCGUGCCCAGUUUUUCCAUAUUCGGUCCAGAGACACAAGAAAAAUUUCAGGAAGAGCAAGUAGAAAAUGGAAGUGACCGAAUUGUGUUUGAGAUGAGGAAAGAACCUGAAAAGCAAGGAACAGUGGAACAAGGACAUAAGGAUAGUGGUGGACUAGUCAGAAGUGAAGAGAAAGAUGGUAAUGAUUCUUCUCAUAGAAUAGAAGUUAGCAAAGCUGGGAACAUGGAAGAAGAAGGGGGGACCAACAAAAAAAAAAUGAAGAACAGAAUAACGGUGUGCAAGAAACUGAUACUAGAAGGGUGCAUAUUCAGGAAGAGGUUUGGGAAGAUUUGAAUACCCAAUUCGUAAAUGAGUUGAUAACAAGCGUGGAUAUAGUUGAAAAACUUGUAUUAGGUGACAAAGUUGCAGAGGAGCAUACGCAAAAAGGAGAGAAAACUGCAGACGAGCAUUUACAACGAGUAGGAGAAGGGAACAGGAGUACAAGCAUUGAUUCCGAAGUGAUCAAAGAAAAAAGUGUGGAGAUGACAUGUGCACCAAUUGGAAGACCUAAGCGAAAUGCAAGAUCACCUGACAGAUUUACACCUGCAGGGAAUAUUGAGGUCGCAAAGAGGAGACGGAAGGAAAGAGCAAAAAGAAGUGAAGAGGACCAAUUUUUACCGGCGAAAAAGUAUGGGCCUUUUGCUGAAAAC
Molecule: messenger RNA, 860 nt
Organism: Cuscuta europaea
Lineage: Eukaryota; Viridiplantae; Streptophyta; Magnoliopsida; Solanales; Convolvulaceae
Source: the annotation of a GenBank genome assembly